UCUACCUAUUUAUAGUAUUUAUUAUUUUGAUUGGCAACACAUAUUUUACUUUGUAAUAUUUUGAUAUUAUGUUAUGAAAAUGAGAUGGAGAAAUGUAUUUAGAAUCUGGUUAUUUACCACUGGACCGCAUUCGACCCAAUGCAUCUUAAACUCAUAUUUGAAACAAUAUUAACAUUGAUCUACAUUAGUAAUAGAUUGAAUUCUAGUAAAAUGUAAAACUUUGACUUAGGCUACGGGCACGGGGCUACGCUAAGCGCGCCGCUAAGGCUAAGGCUAAGGGCUAAGUUAAAAAACACGACUGAGAGGAACAAAGAAUUUAAAAAAAAUGUCAAGUACAGAAGGAUUUCUUAAAAUUGUACCCAACCCGGAAGAGUUGUAUAUAUCCAACCGUAGAAACCAGAGUUCCGUGAAAUGCACAGAAAAUGGAUGUGGUUACAUAGCUGGCAAUCAUUCAUUGCUGGGCGUGCAUAGAGCUAAAACUCAUAAAUAUAAGAUUGUUCCUGAUGGUCUAAUUCAUCAUUUCCACUGCCCUGUUUCUGACUGCAUCUAUAAUUCCCAGUCACAAAGAUACUGCAAAAGCUUGGAGAUUCUGAGGACACACUACAUGAAGAUGCACUCUGAGAAGAAAUUUUCGUGUAAAAAAUGUGGCAAAAGUUUUGGGCUUGAGAGAGACUGUCAGCGCCAUGAAAAAGAAUGUGGUGACACUUUUACCUGCCCUGACUGUGAGAAAACGUAUACGAACAGAUCUGCACUCAUCCGUCACUGUGAUUGCAAUGGGCAUAGAAAACCAAACUCCCUCACAAGGAUUAAGCCUGUGAAAGAACAUGGCACAAAAAAACUUUCAGCAAAAGAUGAGAUACCUUGUGUCCCAGACAAGAAAAGUCCAGUGUUCAUUUUACCCAAACCUCAGGCAGUGACUCCCUCAGCACUCAAACAAAACAGUCUUGAAAUUCAAACAGAUACCUUGGGAGCUCAGAUUUUUAUCUCCAAGAUGUCGUCUGAGAGCUCAGUGUCGCAGGCCGUUCAAACAGUACAGCAGUUAACUAGGUCGGCUGGGAUCCAGACACAUUGGCACCACAACCUGGACCCCACGUCUAAAGUCAGGCGCAGACAGUCUAUAGCUCUACAGACAGUCAAGAUGGGGGGCACCUCUGCACAGACCCAGACGGGUGAAGCCCUUCUCCAACAAGCCAUGUCGCUAGCCAACAUUCCAAUUGUUAAAGUUUGCAAGGCCACACAAAAAUCUAGGCCAGCCAAAAGAAAACAUAAAUCCACAGAUAUUAACUCGACACAGUCACAGACCCUGGUCUCAGCCCACCUGGUCAAGAGAAAGCGCUCUCCUCACUCCGCUGACUACUGCAGCGUGGCAUCCAGCCAUGACAAGGCCAUGGUCACAGUGAUGGACUUUAUUCUUGAUGACUUCAUGGCCACCAUGUCCACUCAAACCAACUUGAGUUGUGUCAGUCACUCACCCUUCACAGCUACUGCAGUACCACAGCUACAAGACUGCCACACACAAACCCACUACCCAGAUCAACUUUCACAGCUACAAGACUGCCACACACAAACCCACUACCCAGAUCAACUUUCACAGCUACAAGACUGCCACACACAAACCCACUACCCAGAUCAACUUUCACAGCUACAAGACUGCCACACACAAACCCACUACCCAGAUCAACUUUCACAGCUACAAGACUGCCACACACAAACCCACUACCCAGAUCGUCUGUUAUUUCAAGUUCCUGAAUUCUCCAGCAUCACUUGUGAUCAAAACAUCCAAACCACAGAUGUAUAUUGUGAUCAUCUCCCCAUUCAACUCAGCCCAACACAGACUAACAGCCUCAGCACCAACCACACACAAACUAACAGCAUCAACAGCAACCACACACAGACUAACAGCAUCAGCAGCAACCACACACAAACUAACAGCAUCAGCAGCAACCACACACAUACCAACAGCAUCAGCAGCAACCACACACAUACCAACAGCAUCAGCACCAACCAUACACAGACCAACAGCAUCAGCAGCAACCACACACAGACCCAGGUAUCCUGGGUGGGGGUGAUGACAGACAUGCAGGAUCAGAGCACAACAUGUGAAGAUCUCUCAUCUGGACAGCUCCCCUUAAGCUCAACCUUUGACCUUUCCACCAUGAGUACACCUCAGCUAUCCGACUGCCAUGCAUCACUGGACACGGGUAAUUUACCUGCCUGUGGUGUUGAUGCAGGUAAGUUACCAGCUGAUGUAGGUAAAAGUCUGGAGGACCCAGAUCAAGCCCUGACUGAUUUGCUGAUGGAAGUGUUGACACAGACAGACGAGCCAGCCCUCUCUCUAAACAUGGACAAGCCUAAAGCUUGCCACAUCAGCUCCUCCUGUAUGGAAACUCAGACAUUUGAGAGCCUAGCAAUGGACUCAAUGACCCAGACAAUUGAAGAUUUUGUCUGGGACAUUGGCACCCAGACAGUGGAGGAUAUAGUCACGGACAUGAUGACCCAGACGGGAGAUGAGCUCUUGGAGUAUUUGACCAGCGACACACAGACCCAGACAUUGAACGAGUUUUGUGACCAGCUUCUGGCUGGGGAUCCAGUCUUGAACAUGCAAGGCACACAGACAGCUUCAUGUGUGGAGUCUGCACAAGCUGACCACGCCAGCACACAGACUUCAAGUUUCUUCAAUGCCAGGUGGAGUAGAGCUGAUGCAGAAGCUGAUCAUGCCAGCACACAGACUUCAAGUUUCUUCAAUGCCAGGUGUAGCAAUUCCUCGAGCAGCUCUGAAGAGGACAGUUUUUCUCCUUGGGGAAAAGUUCAUUCAAGUUACUGCGGCAUCACUGGCAGUGAAAAGAUUCUCUUCCUGGGUGAUGGUACAAGCCAGACGUGCCCAGACUUUUUAAAAGAAACUGAAAGUUCAGAAACUCAGACAGCAUUUGAUCCCCUGUUUUCAUACCUGGACUGUACAGACUUGCCUGGCUGUUCAGUAAAAACAGCUCGAAGCCUGGAGUCCUCACACACACAGACAGCAUUUGAUCCCAUGCUGUCCACCAUGCUGUCUGAGGACAGUAAACCCAGCCUGACUCAGACACAGACAGCCACAGAGACAGCACAGUGCCAGACACCAUGGGAUGAUUACCUCACCAUGGUGGAGAGCUCUGAGACUCAGACAAACACAGACCUCUUUGGGAGUGACUUCCCCUUGUCCCUAGACAUGGGGCCACAGCUAGGGAAAGAUUGGCCCUUGCUGGAUCUGAACUGUACAGACUCCUACACACAGACAAACCUGGACCAAAACACACAAACAUAACCUGGACCAAAACACACAGACAAACCUGGACCAAAACACACAAACAUAACCUGGACCACAACACCCAUCAGGACCAAAGCACAAACCACGAUCAAAACACAAAUACAGACCAAAACAUGCACAUAUAACCUUGAUGAAAACACAGACAUAACCUGGACCAAAACACAACCGUGGACCAAAACACGCAGACACUACCUCUUAUUUAAGUCUCAAAAAAUGCUACUUGUGAUAUUCGAAUAUUUAAAUUGGUUCUUAGCUCACAAUCUGUUGAGCUGACAUUUGGUCACACUCAGCUGGUGAGCUGACAUUUGGUCACACUCAGCUGGUGAGCUGACAUUUGGUCUCACUCAGCUGGUGAGCUGACAUUUGGUCUCACUCAGCUGGUGAGCUGACAUU
Molecule: messenger RNA, 3697 nt
Organism: Physella acuta
Lineage: Eukaryota; Metazoa; Mollusca; Gastropoda; Physidae
Biological process (GO): positive regulation of transcription by RNA polymerase II
Cellular component (GO): nucleus
Molecular function (GO): transcription cis-regulatory region binding; DNA-binding transcription factor activity, RNA polymerase II-specific
Source: RefSeq, a predicted model, not a curated record